Meriones unguiculatus (Mongolian gerbil) is the source of this 2978-nucleotide messenger RNA. Its product is annotated as zinc finger protein 431-like. NCBI's taxonomy places the organism in Eukaryota, Metazoa, Chordata, Mammalia, Rodentia, Muridae. The record is from RefSeq and is a predicted model, not a curated record. Gene Ontology annotation, biological process: regulation of DNA-templated transcription. The transcript has 5 exons. Bases 285 to 2303 code for a protein of 672 amino acids.
ACGAAGGGAUAAAGGUCUGUUUGUAAGUAGAGGGUUUGUGUUUACAGCCCAGGCCAGGGAGAUGGUAGGGCGGCCUCGGUGCCUCCGAGCCCGGAAGUCUCUGUUCUCUGCGGGGCGGAUCUGGAAGCGAAGCCAUAAGGGGCGGGACUUCCGCCAGCGACGCGCUGCUACCCGGAACGGUUUUCCCAGAGAUUAAACCAGAAGAAAAUGAUGUGGUGACCGUUUCUGAGCCCAGCUAUUCAAUACGGAAUGCAGUGUAUGCAGUGUCCCAUGCCCUCCAUAAAAUGCUGCUGAGCAAAAUUGAAAUGGGACCUAAAGAAGACAGAAACAUGGACUGGCUUCUUCCAUGUCAGAAUGCAUUGACCUACAAUGAUGUGCAUGUGAACUUCACUCGAGAAGAGUGGGCUUUGCUGGAUCCUUCCCAGAGGAAUCUUUACCAAGAUGUGAUGCUGGAGACCUACAGGAAUCUCACUGCUAUAGGCUACAGUUGGGAAGAUCAUAAUAUUGAAAAGCAUUGUCAGAGUUCUAGAAGACAUAUAAGGUAUGAAAAUAGUCAUAGUGGAGACAAACCCCCUGAAGAUACUCAAUAUGACGAAGUCUUUACACAUCACAGGAGUCCCCACACACAUGAAAGUAAGCAUAUUCGUGAGGACCGCUAUGAAUCAAACCAAUAUGGUAACGCUUUUGCACAUAACAGUCAUUUCCUAAGACAUAAAAGGACACAUAUAGGAGAGAUAUCUGAUGAAUGUAACCAAUGCGGUAAAGCCUUUGCAGGUAACAGUACUCUUCUAAUACAUAAAAAAGCUCACACUGGGGAGAAACGUUAUGAAAGUAACCAAUGUGGUAAAGCCUUGGCAAAUAAUGGUCAUCUCCUAACACAUAGAAGAACUCACAAUGGAGAAAAACCUUAUGAAUGUAACCAGUAUGGUAAAGCCUUUGCAUGCAACCGUGAUCUCCUAAGACAUAAAAGAACUCACACUGGAGAAAAACCCUAUGAAUGUAACCAGUGUGGUAAAGCCUUUGCACAGAGGUGUACACUCCUAUUACAUAACAGAACUCACACGGGAGAGAAACCCUAUGAAUGUAACCAGUGUGGUAAAGCCUUUGCAUACAACUAUGGUCUCCUAAUACAUAAAAGAACUCACACUGGCGAAAAACCUUAUGAAUGUAACCAAUGUGGUAAAGCCUUUGCACAGAGGUGUACACUCCUAUUACAUAACAGAACUCACACGGGAGAGAAACCCUAUGAAUGUAACCAGUGUGGUAAAGCCUUUGCAAACAGGUAUAUUCUCCUAGUACAUAACAGAACUCACACUGGCGAAAAACCUUAUAAAUGUAACCAGUGUGGUAAAGCCUUUUCUUCUAACCAAAAGCUCCUACUACAUAACAGAACUCACACUGGAGAGAAACCCUAUGAAUGUAACCAGUGUGGUAAAGCCUUUGCAUCCAACUACGUUCUCCUAAUACAUAAAAGAGUUCACACAGGUGAGAAACGUUAUGAAUGUAACCAAUGUGGUAAAGCCUUUUCACAGAACAGUCAUCUCCUAAGACAUAAAAGAACUCACACUGGAGAAAAACCUUAUGACUGUAACCAAUGUGAUAAAGCCUUUGCAUCUAACACUGAACUCCUAAAACAUAAAAGAACUCACACGGGAGAAAAACGUUAUGAAUGUAACCAAUGUGAUAAAGCCUUUGCAUGUAACAGUAAUCUCUUAAGACAUAAAAGAAAUCACACUGAAGAAAAACCCUAUGAAUGUAACCAAUGUGGUAAAGCCUUUGCAUGUAACAGUGAUUUCAUAAGACAUAAAGGAACUCACACUGGAGAAAAACCUUAUGAAUGUAUCCAAUGUGGUAAAACCUUUGCACAGAGGUAUACUCUCCUAGUACAUAACAGAACUCACACUGGAGAAAAACCCUAUGAAUGUAACCAAUGUGGUAAAGCCUUUGCACAGAGGUGUACACUCCUAUUACAUAACAGAACUCACACGGGAGAGAAACCUUAUGAAUGCAACGAAUGUAGUAAAGCCUUUGCAUGUAACAGUGCUCUCCUAAGACAUAAAAGAACUCACACUGGAGAGAAACCUUAUGAAUGUAACCAAUGUGGUAAAGCCUUUGCAUAUAACAGUGUUCUCCUAAGACAUAAAAGAACUCACCCUGUAGAGAAACCUUAUGAAUGCAAUGAAUGUCAUAAAGCCUUUGCACAGAACAGUCAUCUGGUAGUACAUAAAAAAAUUCACACUGGAGAGAAAUCUUAUGAAUGUACCCAAAGUGAUAAAGUCUAUUCAUUUCAGAGUAGUCUAUAAAGUCUAUGCAUUUCAGAGUAGUCUCUGAAGACAAAAAGAACACAUCCUGGAGAAAAACCUUAUGAAGGUAAGCCAGUCUCAUAAUAAAGUCUUUUCAUGUAAGAGUUAUCUUGAACAAGAACACUUAUUGGAGUGAAACCCUAUAAAUGUAACCAACGUGUGAAAAACUUUUCAUGCCAUAAUAAUCUCCAUCUACAUAGAAGAAUGCACACUGGAGAGAAACAUUAUGAAUGUAACCAAUUUGAUAGAGCAUUUUGACAUAAUAGUAAUCUCCUAUGACAUAAAAAAACACAUACUGGAGAGAAACCAUAUGAAUGUAAGCAAUGUGGUAAAGCCUUUGCAUGUAACAGUCAUCCCCUAAUACAUAAAAGAGCUCACACUCUAGAGAAACCUUAUUAAUGUAACCUAUGUGGUAACAUACUUUCUCCAGCAGGGAUACAUUUCUUAAACAUUCCCAAAUGAUACCAUCAACUGAGAAGUAUUCAUUUCUCUGACUUCAAAUGUAUGUGUUUGAUUUCUGUUACAUGAAAGAAUUCAUGAUGAAGAAAACAUUUAUAGAUAAGCCUGUAGUUGCCUCAACACCUGAGUUCAGUAAUGAAUUCUUAUAUAAGUAAAACAUUCAUGAAUAAACAUAUUUAAGAAUUUGUUUUAAUUUCCAUUAUGUGAUAACAGUUU